UUCCGGUUGUCACGCUGCCGCGUUGACUAGGUCCACUUACUCUGGAGGAGUGCUGUUUGCCAUGUCCUGCAUCACCUUUGGAAGCGGGCUCCGUAACCAAGUCGUGUCGAAACGUACGCGAUCCGUUCUCAUUCUCCGGUCGCUCAGUGUAUGUCACGGUGCCAGUGCAUAGCUGCUACCGUGUGACGUAUACAUCAGUACGUCAGUAUCGCACUUAGGAUCCGCAUUGCACAAGCCUAAGGGCGUCACGCGUCACGCCCUCUGUCUCCAACCACCACCUCGGAGACCUCCGCUUCCUUGUCCCGCGCUACCUCCCAACCUCUGGGCCCAUCCUCCUUGACUUCGCCAUAUGGUCCAGGAAACCUACUUCGCCAGUGCAAGCUCAUCGAGCGACCCAGGCGCACGACGGAAGACAGGACCCGCGACAAGACGGGUUUCUUUGCUAGACCUGGAUGACUCCGAACCUCUUCUCUGCACCGCUCCGGCAAAUGGUCCGUAUCAUUGCGUCCGGAGUCAAGCAACAGCAGCAGUCCCAAGCCCAUCUGCCAAGCACGAACCUGCAGCUGAACAUGCUUCAUGUUCGUGCCCAGCCGUUCCUUUGAGACAACAACCCCGUUAUGGUCCGCAAAUGCUGGCUCUGGGCUCUCUUCCUGCUACCUUGAUGCUACUGGCAACGUUCUGCGGACGGUCUCGCGGCAAAGGACUGCCUGGCGCUAGUCCAAUGCAUUUGACCGCCGAGUCCGAACAUGAAGUUCUGAUCACCUUCGAGGAUCUUUCCGAAAGCCGACAAACAUCACUACACCCUAGCACCCUCUCUGAUAUACCCCAUUCUUCGCAUGGCUAUCCAUCUUGCGCAGCGUCUCCUCUGAGUCGCGUUGAUUGCACCCUGGCAACUGUCGCUGAGGACGCUAGUCGUACCUCAUCGUCUUCGACUCGCGCUAGCUCCGGUCGAACGAAUGACGCAAGCCACUCUCCUGGUGCACCGUCGGUCUCCGAGGCGCCUGUGUCUCACUCAGCCUCCCUCCAUGGAGCUAGGGAAGACGAUGUCGACGCGUGGGCACACGCAUUCAGGAAGGCCUUCGACGAGGUUCUCACCUCGCCGCCCCCUGCCAGUGCCGCACGUCCCAAUGCCCCUCAGACUACUAUCGAAGCGUCUGCAUCUACUAGCGAGCAGGAAUCAUCUCGCACGCAUUCAAGCUCUACGGCUACUGGUAGGGUGACACUCCCUGAGACGCCUUCCCGUAGCAAGGAACCCACCGGACUGACACCUCGCCGCCGCGAUCUCGGAACGUCCCUCGCCCGCAUCUGCGUCCUCACCGCUCUGUUCUACGCAGUGAUCGAACUCGGUCGUGCCUUCGUAGCUCUCAUCAUUAAUACCUACACGAGCUCUCCUUGGGCAUUUCCCUCUACAGCCUAAUCAAUCUCCGUCCAUGCCGUUUUCAUGUGUAACUGUCUUUCUGUCAUCUCGUUACUGUAGCGCUACUAUGGCACGUCUGUGUAUAGGUACACUGGAUUCCUGAUAUCUCUGUUGUAUAAGUUACAACCUGGAUGAAUUAUCAUCAAGUGAGCGAUUGACCGACAUCUGGAGUGAAGCUUUCAAGUCCACGAAUCUUUG
This is a messenger RNA of Rhodofomes roseus, 1615 nucleotides long. RefSeq lists its product as uncharacterized. The coding region runs from base 350 to 1417 and encodes 355 amino acids. The record is from RefSeq and is a predicted model, not a curated record. NCBI's taxonomy places the organism in Eukaryota, Fungi, Basidiomycota, Agaricomycetes, Polyporales, Fomitopsidaceae. The transcript is spliced from 3 exons.